GUUGGUGUAUUUAUUCGGGACGACAGAGAAAAUAGUAAGCGUGCGCCCGUUUUUUUUGGUUCGAAAAUCGCGUCCAUCGCGCGCUUCUAUUGUAGCGAUCUCGCGAACCAGUUUCUCUCGGUUUUUGUAUUUAUAUUGUAUAUGUGUGACUACCAAUAUCCCAUUCGAUGUCAUGAGUGUGUAUAUAUGUGUAUUUCAUUUAACAAUUCUAUGUUCUAUGCAAUAAUUUAUAUUAAAAAAAAGAAAAGAGAAUCAGUUCAUCCCGUUAUCAAAACAAGUGUUGAAAACAAACAUUAUUAUUUAAAGGUUUGCGCGAGAACGCGCAAAACCGCAUGUCCAGUGUGUCCACAUGUAUUUCGUGCAAACGUAAACGGUUGAAGAAUACGUUAAAUUUAAUGUAUCGCAAAAAUGGCCGCUUACGUUGGAUUAUCGCAGCAAAUUAAUUUUGUGCGGCUACCAUCACCCGGAGAUCGAUUCGAAUUACGCGAUUUAAUUGGCGAAGGUACAUAUGGUGAGGUAUAUAGUGCAGUUGAUCGGUCGACGGGGAAGAAAGUGGCAAUCAAAAUUCUCGAAUCAAUCACCGAUAAUCUUGAAGAAAUCGAAGAAGAAUAUCUUGUGCUACGCGAUUUAUCACAACAUCCAAAUUUGCCAACAUUUGUUGGCAUCUUUUUGAAGAAAGGCGUAUGCUUUGAAGAUGAUCAACUUUGGUUUGUGAUGGAGCUAUGCACUGGCGGUUCGGUGACAGAUUUAGUACAAGGUUUACGUAGUCGAAAUGAACGUAUGAAAGAGGAUCACAUUGCAUACAUUUUGCUAGAAACUCUAAAAGGACUGAUUCAUUUGCAUGAGAAUCAUUGUAUGCACAGAGACAUCAAAGGCCACAAUAUUCUGUUAACUGAUGAAGCGUAUGUAAAAUUGGUUGACUUUGGCGUAAGUUCACAUCUGGCGGCAACGAUGGCUCGUCGAAACACGAGCGUCGGUACACCGUAUUGGAUGGCCCCGGAAGUUAUCGCAUGCGAACAACAACUGGAUCAGUCAUAUGACUCUCGUUGUGAUGUUUGGUCUAUUGGCAUUACAGCAAUUGAACUGGCAGAAGGCGAUCCACCACUUUCGGAUAUUCAUCCAAUGCGUGCUCUAUUUCAAAUACCACGAAAUCCACCACCACACUUAGCCAAACCAGAAUUGCGUUCAGUUGAACUUGGUAAAUUUAUAUCGGAAUGUUUGAUAAAAGACAUGGAAAAACGGCCAUUUGCAAAGCACUUACUUCGGCAUCCGUAUUUUAUGAAUAUUACUGGAAAAUUGGAUACCAUACGAAACGAACUCAAAAAAGAGAUUCAAAAACAAAGAAACGAGGGCGUUCUACGUCGUCAGGCCGAAGCGACAACAAAAUAUGGACAAUUGAAACCAGACCGUAAAUCGAAACCACAGAAAAUGUAUAUGGAUGAUUUAGCUGCACUUGAAGUUUUAUCCGAAGAAGUAAUAACCGAGCAAUUGCAAAAGCGAUUCGAAUCAAAUCAAAUUUAUACGUACAUCGGCGAUAUAUUAGUUGCUGUGAAUCCGUUCAUUAAUUUGGGCUUAUAUUCGAAACAGCAUCAAAAACGCUACAUUGGACGAUCACGAUUUGAAAAUCCGCCGCAUAUAUUUGCCGUUGCCGAUGCUGCGCAUCAGGCGUUAUUGCAUCAAAAACAGAAUCAAGCGAUUGUAAUAAGUGGCGAAAGUGCAAGUGGAAAAACGGAAAGUGGAAAUUUGUUGUUGAAGCAAUUGGUGUAUUUGGGUAAAGCUCCAAAUCGUAAUUUGGAAGAGCGUAUACUGCAAGUGAAUCCGUUGAUGGAGGCAUUCGGAAAUGCACGAACUGGCAUAAAUGGCAAUAGUUCACGAUUUGGCAAAUAUUUGGAUUUGACAAUGACACGUAGCGGUAAAGUGACCGGUGCUCGAAUAAGCGUCUAUUUGCUUGAACAGAGUCGUGUCGUUCAGCAAGCAAAUAAUGAGGGAAAUUUUCAUAUAUUCUAUUAUUUAUACGAUGGUUUGGAGCAUGAAAAUAAGCUGAGCAGUUAUUAUUUGGAUCCAAUGUAUCGUGAACAGCAUCGAUAUUUAUCGAAAACACAAAAUUCCACACCGCAAAAGAAUGUCGAACGAUGGAAACAAUUGAAGGCAUGUUUUAAAGUGCUUGGAUUUCGUGACGAUGAAAUAGAUACGGUGAAUCGAGUGUUGGCAGCGAUUUUAAAUUUAGGCGAUUUAGAAUUUGGUGAAAUCGAUUGUUCCGACGAUAAUACGGAUAAUAAAGCGCGUGUUGUUGACGUUGCACCAAUGCAUCGUGUCGCCAAAUUGCUUGGAGUUGAAGUCAAUCAUUUAUUGGAUGCAUUGACAAAGAAUUGCGUUGUUACCAAAGGUGAAACAAUCACACGAAAUAAUACGGUGACCGAAGCGGCAGCUGCACGUGAUGCCAUGGCCAAAGCACUUUAUGGCCGACUAUUUGAUUGGAUGGUUAAUCAAAUCAACACAUUACUAAGCUUUAAUCGGUCAAACAAUGACAUUUUAGCCAUUGGUUUACUCGAUAUUUUCGGAUUUGAAAACUUUCCACACAAUUCGUUCGAACAACUCUGUAUUAAUAUUGCCAAUGAACAAAUUCAAUAUUAUUUUAAUCAACACAUCUUUACGUGGGAGCAACAAGAGUACCUUGCCGAAGGAAUACCAGUGAAUUUAGUUGAAUUCUCGGAUAAUCGACCUGUUCUUGAUAUGCUGUUGAGUCGACCACUUGGUCUUUUGGCUUUGUUGGACGAAGAAAGUCGCUUUCCGCGUGCUACCGAUCGCAGCUUUAUUCAGAAAUGUCACAAUAAUAUCAAAUCAAAGUUUUACAUCAAACCAAAAUCGGACGCAAUCUGUUUUGCCAUACAUCAUUUUGCCGGUCGUGUUGUAUAUCAAGCGGAGAAUUUUUUGGAAAAAAAUCGCAAUUUCUUACCAACUGAAGUGAUUCAAUUGAUACGAAGCAGUAAUUUUGAAAUGGUUCGCUUUCUAUUCCAAUGUCCAAUUACAAAAACUGGCAAUCUAUGUUCGGCUCUGCAAGAAUCAUCGUCGGCAUCAUCGGCGCUAGCCGCAAAUCAACCCGUUGCCAAUUUCAAUAAAACUGAUACACGUGAACCGUUCAAUUCGCGUGGUUUGGCAUCACAAUCUCGUGCGCAACAAACGGUCGCCACAUACUUUCGAUAUUCAUUGAUGGAUCUCUUGCAAAAAAUGGUAGCCGGUUCACCGCAAUUUGUGCGAUGCAUUAAACCAAACGAUAAACAAACGGCCAAACAAUUUGACGGAACCAAAGUUUUAAAACAGUUGAGAUGUGCGGGCGUGUUGGAAACGAUUCGCAUUCGACAGAAUGGUUUUAGUCAUCGUUUAACAUUUGCCGAUUUUUUAAAACGUUAUUGCUUCCUUGCUUUCGGUUUCAAAGAGAAAGUUACGGCAAGCAGAGAAAAUUGUCGCAUAUUAUUGGUUCGAUUGCGAUUCGAUGGAUGGGCACUCGGAAAAACUAAGGUGUUUCUGAAGUACUAUCAUGUUGAGCAUUUGGCAAAAUUGUAUGAAGAGCAGUUGCGACGAAUCGUUUUAGUGCAGGCAUGUGUACGACGAUGGUUGGCUCGUGUUCAUUAUCGACGCACGAAAAUGCGACGGGCAAAGAGUGCAAUGACAGUUCAACGGUAUGUCAGAGGUUGGUUGACCAGACAACGUAUACAAAAAAUGCGAAACGAUUGGGAACAACGGCAAAAAGAAGAACAACAUCGCCGACAGUCGGUUAUACAACGAGAAAGCAUGCAACUGGAGGUACAGAAGAUGAUGGCAAAGAAGAAAGUGGUAGAAAAACAACAGCAGCCACAACAGCAAAUCAUUGCAGAUGGUCGCGAUAAAUCAACGGCUGACAACAAUGGAAACUAUUACCGUGGUAGUAAUACGAUUCGAAUGAAACGUUGGAUGCCGGAAAUCGAGCAAAAGAUAAAAUACGCGUUCAAUGUCAUUAAAAAUGAAAAUGAAGCCGUACAAUAUUUACUGAACUUGGGUUUGACCACACAUGAAAUUGAAUUGGUGUUGCAACAUUUUUUAAGCAAUGCCGAAUCGAAUAUGCGAAAACAACAGCAAUACCAACAUCGAAUAGAUGGUCAAGCUAGAAAUCCGCUGACUGUUCAAGAGCAACAGCUUGAAUUAAUCGGAUUUUCGCAAAGUCUUCAUAUGUUAAAUCAGGAGGUACAUAAAAAUUUGCGUCGAAAUAAGGUGGGCGUUCAUGUUGAUAGCAUUGAUAAAUUACCAUCAAACUACAAAAGACCACCGGGUUUCACACUUUUGCCCACCCUAUUGACCGCAUCCAUGCAAAAUAAAAGCUUGGAUAAAAAUGCACGACGUCAUCAGAAUCAUAUAGAUGCAUCGCCGAAAUUACAACCAAGUAAAUUUGCAGCUGCCGCCAUUGCCGCAAAAAUCACAUCAAAAUCAUCCACACCAAUCACAACCAAAAGCUCAGCGAAAAAUGAAAUGCUCAGUAAAAUUCCGAAGCGAAAAAAUUCGGCUGUGUCAUCGAAACUGACAAAUAAAUCGAAAGUGUCGUCAGCAUCGGUUAUAGCGCAUCAGGCAUUGAAUGGUACAAAUAAGUGUGAUGUUGCGUCAAAACGUACCACACCGACUGCAAUCAAUGGCAAAAUAAAAAUUGAAUCAUCAUCAUCGUCAUCACCACGAGCAAAAUUAUUCAAUCAUCAUCAUCGUUCACAAUUGUCGACAUCAUCAUCAUCUUCAACACCCAAUUCGGCAAAUGUUGCUGCAUUUUCAGAAUCGAAUCAACAGCAAACGCGUCGCCUACUGGAUUUUAUUCAAAAGCAAAAAGCCAAUGCUCAAGACAAACGAUCAAAUGACAAUACGAACGGUGACGGCAACAUAUACUUACAACCGACAGCAAAAAAACCAUUAAAUGGACGACCGCCGUUUAUGCGAAACGGUUACAAUGGCGAAAAUAGCAAUGCAAAUCGAAAAAAAUCACAAAUUGAAAAUAAUAACAACAAGACACAAACCAAUUUCGAUAAUAAAGUAACGCAACAACCAUUUGUACCAUCGAAACGAAUCAUUCAACAUCAUGAUUAUCAGAAUUUAGUGGAUGACACAAAAACUGCAUCCCCAUCAAUUGCAAAUCGAAAGCGAUACGAUAAUUGUACAUACGAUUCGGUGGUGAUGAGCAAAGGGUACGUGGGUCGUACCGAUUACAGUGAACAACGAACAAAGACGAAAAACGAACAAUCAUCACCAAUCUAUCGACAUUUUGGCGAUACGACGAAUUUAGUGCGCAGCAAAGCAAAAUCACAUCAAUUCAAUGACAAUUGUACAGCAAGCAAUCUAUCGAUUGCAACCACCGAACCGUCAACUGCCACUUUUGAAAAGCAUCACAAAAACAUUAUCAAACAACAACCGACUGAAUCAUAUGCGGAAGUCAAACGAAACAACAACAACAAUAAUAAUAAUAAUAAUAAUAAUAAUAAUAAUAAUACUGAUGACAAUUUAACCAGCCGAACAUCGUCGGACAUCAUUCCAACUUCAUAUGUUGUUACAAGCAAUUUAACUAAUGACACCGGUUUUGCAAGCAUUCUGUCAAUGGACAAUAUGGACAACGAUGCGACCAGCAUUGUUACACACAACAAACCAAAAUCAAACAAAUCCAUUAACAUAAAAACGAACAAGUUUCACCUGCCGUUUCACUGUAUCAAUUACAAUGUUAAAAAUCGCAUCAAAAUGUUUGACGUUGAUCCAUCACCAUAUCGAAAACAUGCAGCCAAUAAAAUUCACGACAAAAGUCAUUCGGCCGGUAGUUCGUCAAAUGUAAGCAGUUCAAAUAGUAAUAACAGUGAUCAUGGGUUCAAUUCACUUGAUUCAAUGGAAAAUGAUAUGCAGCAAAAUAAUAAUGGAUUGCGUCACAAAGCAUUGGUUACAUCAUCCGAUUCGAUGUCUUAUUUGGGCCCAUUCAACUUUCGAAAAUUGUUAAAACCGGUUCAAGGACGUCAUUCGCCGCACCAUCGAAAACGUCAGAAUAUUAUAACUAUUCGAAAUGGGGCCGUCUGAAAAAAAUGCACCCAGUCGGUGUAUUCUGUAUUAAAGAGAUUAGCAUCAUUAUCAUCCCGAAGGAAUGGAAUUACAAUCUACACCGCAUACAAUCCAAAAAUGAAGGAUGUUGUGCAUCUACUUUUUGGAAUUUCAUCAUUGAAAAUAUGUUUUUGACAUCUAUUUUUUUUCUUCGCCUCAUUUUCAUGUCGUCUGUGUUCAACACAGCUUAUUUCAAUGUUCAUAUAGUACGCAAUAUAUGGCAUGCGGAAACACAAAUUCAUCAUGACUGUUCACUAGCAUGGACCAAUUUUUAUGUUAGAUGGUGAUGUAGUGCAAAAGCUUGUCACAUAUUUCUGCCCGAAAUCACGUCGGUUUCAAUGCAUUCGUGAAUAAAUCAACAUUUUGUCGGACAUGCACUGACACACAUAUUCACUCGGUCGAGAUAGUAGGAGAAUGGGCGGCUAUACAAAUAAUAUUCACUUCGUGUCAUGAAUUAAAUCACCGCUGGUAUAACUAAGCGAGAGAAAACUUUAACAGCCUGAUUCACCUGAGUACAUAUUCCAAAUUUAAAUGGUUACCAUUAGCAUAGAAUUUUGUUAAGUAUGAUUGAUUUGUAGAGAAUAAAACAUUUUUUACACAGUUAAUAUAUUCAUUAUUUGAGACGAUUCGUUUCGAUUUGAUGCACAUUUGCAUCUCAAUAAAAUGUUG
This is a messenger RNA of Contarinia nasturtii (swede midge), 6762 nucleotides long. Its product is annotated as myosin-IIIb-like. The transcript has 18 exons. The record is from RefSeq and is a predicted model, not a curated record. Gene Ontology annotation, biological process: protein phosphorylation. The coding region runs from base 409 to 6072 and encodes 1887 amino acids. Gene Ontology annotation, cellular component: myosin complex. Gene Ontology annotation, molecular function: protein binding; cytoskeletal motor activity; ATP binding. Lineage: Eukaryota; Metazoa; Arthropoda; Insecta; Diptera; Cecidomyiidae.